AUGGCUCGAUAUUUAUUAUUGAUAUUUAUUAUUGCCUUGUGCAAUAUAACAAAGAAAACAUCAAUAGUAGUCAAUGCUAAAUUUUUUGAAUAUGAAUUACCCAAUAGAACAGUAACAAUAUGUCCCACUCAUUCAUUAAUUUCAAUUGAAUGUCCACAACAUCCAUCAUUAGAUAAUCAAAAAUGGCAAUCAAAUGUUCCACAAUAUCUUAUCUCUAUUGAUUAUAUUCGUUCAUUUCCAUCGCGUCUUGGUCAUGAUCCAAGUUCUUGUCAACCUGAUUUAUCUCAUGCUUGUAAUAAUUAUGAUUUACGUUAUAUAAAUACAUUAUGUAAUGGAAAACCACAAUGUUCUGAUAUUCCUGCUUAUCAAAUACGUGAUCGAAGUUUAUGCGCAUUUAAAGCAGUUACAAAUAUUGGUUUUCAUUGUGUACCAACAUGGAAUCUACGUGAAAUACAAACAAAAUGUGACAUAUGUAAAAAUGGUUCAUUAACAAAUGAUUAUGGUUUUAUUUAUUCAAGAAAUUAUCCAUCAGACACAAUACGUGUACCAUGUUUUACAACAAUUUAUGCACGACCAUAUCAUAAAACAGUACUUUAUUUUGUUAAUGGACAAUUAAAUCAUGAUCAAUUAAAAAUUGAAAGUGUUUCAUCUGAAGGUGUUACACUGUUAAAUGCAACUUUAAAUGGAAAUCAAACAACACAAAGAUUAGCAGUAUCAACAUAUGAAAUGAAAAUAACAUUUAUACCAGGAAUGAUUUAUUCAUAUCAUUCAACUAAUUAUUUACUUUAUUUUUAUACAAUACCUGUUUGUUCAUAUAUUGAUCCAUGUCCAACUGGUUCACCAUUAUUAACAACAACAUCUAUUGUUAUACCAGAAACAACAAGUCGAAUGCGAUUUCAAUCAGUUGGAUGGACAAAAGUGCCGAAUAUUUGGAUUGUUAUUCCAAUUAUCUUAGCCUACAUACUUCUUUUACUUGUCAUCAUCGUUUUAGCUCUUUUGUUUCAUCGACGACGUAAACAACAAAAAGCAUUGAACAGUGUUACAACUAAAGAUUUAUCAUCUCGUUAUUUAGAAACAAGUGGUACUUCUAGUCGUGCUCAACUUGUUACACCAUUACCACCUCCGAUUGGUAAUAAUACUGGAAUAGAUACUCAUCGUCGUGCAAGUACAUCACAAAGUAUUCAUUAUCCUUUAUCAACUACUUCAUUUGCACAAAAUAUGGAAAGAUAUCAUCGUGAAAGUCGUAGUGAUUUUGAUCUUCAUCAUAGUACUAUGAAUGACAUUGAUUAUGGUUAUCAUGCAUCUAUACCUUCUCGUAGUCGUGCUAUAAUGACAAAUGGUAUUCAUCGUCCAUAUGGUACAAUAGAUUAUUCUUCAAUAAAUAAUAAUAUUCAUCGUCGUUGUUCAUUACCAAAAUCUUUUUCUGAUUGUAAUUUAUGUAAACAACAAGUUUUUUCUGAAGAAUAUCAACAUUAUUAUGAUGAAGAAGGUGAUAAUUGGCAUUUGGAAGAUAGUAAAGAACGACAAGUAGAACCAAGAACUUAUCGAGAAAAAAUUAAAGAACGUUUUCGUGAACGUUUAACAGUACGUAAAAUUCCUGAUACUGAUAUAUUACCACCUCCAACAACUACAACUGUUGAAUAUUCAACUGUUUUACCACGCCAUCAAAGAAUCGGAAGUCAAUCAAAUCGUUCCAAUGGACAAGUUCAUCAUUUACCAUUUCAAUAUAUUCCAAAUGAAAAUUCGAAAAAUGUUCGUACAGUUGAAUAUAAACGAAAUUCAAGUCAAGAACAUGUUGCUGUUGGAAAUAAUCAACAACCUACAAUAAAUGAUGAAAAUGGUACAACUAAUUUUACUGUUAAAUUUUAUGAACGUGAUGAUGAUGAUACUGAAAAUCAACUUGAUCGUUGUUUACAUGAAGCGCGAGAAGUUCAAGAAAUGUCAAUGAGAAUGAGUGAACAACAACAACAACAACAUUUUAAUCGAUAUCAAUAUCAACAUCAACAACAAAGACGCUGUACUGGAAAUGCCGAUAUUUAA
Messenger RNA from Rotaria sp. Silwood2, 2040 nucleotides. Lineage: Eukaryota; Metazoa; Rotifera; Eurotatoria; Philodinida; Philodinidae. The record is from the annotation of a GenBank genome assembly.